UCAUGACGCUGAUAUUGUUGUCUUAACCCAGUUACUGUGCUGUCUUGUCUCGUCUGUGAGAGCUAGCAGAUACAUGCAGCAGUUAUGUAGCUCAUAUAAGAAGGACUUUACCCCCGAGGUGACCGGCUAACAUUGGCUGAUGUUACGGUCCUUUCUUCGGGCUCCUUUAGGACCGACUGUCAACCAGACAGCUAACCCAGCUAGCCACACACGCUAGCUAACAAGCUGCUGUGAGUUUGUUUUUCUGUCCCUCUAGUCUCGGAAUAGCUUCUCAACCGAGCUACAUAUCUAUCGCUCUCUCUCUCUCACUGUGUGGUGUUUAACAGACCUAAAAUACACCCCUCUAAUCACCCCCCGGGGCUACUGCUGCUGCUGUUUUUGCUGUCAAGAUGUGGCAAAGUGUCGGACUCACACUGCUGGUCAUUGUGGCCACACUAGUCUGUGCGCUGCUCUUCAUGGUCUUCGGUUGGUAUGUAGUCUGGCAGCUCUUCUUGUCCAAGUUCAAGUUCCUGCGUGAGCUUGUUGGAGACGCCACCACGCCGCAAGCUGAAACUCAACCGUCCGAAACCAAGAGUGAGCGUGCAGCAAACGUGCCGACACGGAAUCGACCCCGGACUGCACGCCAAAGAGUUGCCUUCCCAGAGAGCACUUCAUAGAUCAUCCAGGCACUAUUUCUCCCACUGACCCUGCGCUCUACACUACACAAGGAGCUCGUGGACACGCGGCAGUCACAGUCAGCCCCUCUCGUCACCAGGACACUUUAAUCAUAACCAGGCUGACCUCCUGGUUUCAAAGGGAAAAGCCAUUUACAGUACUGUCCAUUUCUGAAUGCCACCUGUUCAUAUGUUUAAUUAUGUACAGUCGUAUGUACGGAGCACUGAGUCAUGGUCCUCCUGUUAUCCUGCAAUAGUGACGGCCAGCUUACACGAGCGGCCGAGCUGCUUCCUGCCACCUGAAGAUGGAGAUUGAAGAUGCUCCAUCACACACACAGAGAAACAGUAUGUUAACUCUCUUAUGUACAUGUUCUCAUCUGUAUUUUUUAGUAAAAUAGGCAGAUAACUGUUAAAAAAGAGCUCGUCUACAUCAUUUCAACAAGAACAACUGAAUAUAAAUGAAACUGAAAGUGAUAUUUAACUGACAACUUUAUUUUCUUUGAAGCAUAACAAAGUGCAAUGAAAGGAAUGUUAAUGCUGUCAUUUAGUUGUUUCUUGCACAGUAUAUGUAUUAUAGAAACUAUCUCACCCAGUAGGUCACACCCAAAGCUCAGUAAAAGAAGGUGAUGAAUGACAGGACCUCAUUCCAGCUGUGUAAAUACGUGACGCUUUUCUUGCAGCUUCUCCUUCACCCUUUUUUUAAUAGAUUUAUACUUGAAAGAGUCAGGAGAACGUUUCAAGGAAAUGACUGUUAGCUCUCUGGUGUUCAGAAGCUGCUACACACAUUGUUAGCUGAGCAACAAAACGAGGCUCCCUGCUGCAGAAAAAACCUGCCCGAGUGGUGUCCGGACCCUCUCCCGCUCCCUGUGCCUCUGUCUGUACGAGUGCCUGUCUAGAUGGCAUCCACUGUUUGUUACACGGCCUCCUUUUUAUAAAGCCGACAGUAGUUUGAAUUCCAUUGCAAAUCAAAGCUGACCAGAGCCUAGUCGAUGUUAAUGUAAUACAGUCUCCCUCCAGGUUAAAGUUAUGUAACUCUUGCACCUUUUUAUCAGCAGUGAUUUUUUUUCUUCAGUGGAGCUGUAGCUUCAAAUAAAUAAUGCCAUAAAUAUGUUGAGCCCUGUCCUGUUUGCCUCAAGUGGAAAAGUUGCUGUUAUGGGGGGUGGGGAAGAAAGAUAUAAUUGUAAAUGUCUUUUUUUUUUUUAAAUAUUGGCUAUAAAUUCCCUGUAUAAUAAACACAGAAAUGCUUCAUAAA
Molecule: messenger RNA, 1905 nt
Organism: Scomber japonicus (chub mackerel)
Lineage: Eukaryota; Metazoa; Chordata; Actinopteri; Scombriformes; Scombridae
Gene: smim13
Product: small integral membrane protein 13
Exons: 2
Coding region: 390-656 (88 amino acids)
Source: RefSeq, a predicted model, not a curated record